AUGCCUUCCGUUGCCGCCUUUCAUGCACGGAGCUUGCCAGCAGAAGGACCAGCCAGGAUCAAGCGGGGAUCUGCAGUCUCCCAGAUUCUGCCAUACGUCGACAACUGCCUCCACGCCUCCGAUCGCAUGAUCGCCCUGCCGGGAGGACAUAGCCAGCCAGUGAUUACCGAGCUGGCCUUCCACCUGCCGGCGAGGACAGAGUCUGAGAUCUGUCUUACGAUGCGGAAAGUAGGGGUGCUCGUGCCGGCAUGUUUGGAACCCAUGAUACUGCGGGUCGACAAUCAGGCCCCGCCCCAACCACCAACCCGACCUAAGGGGCUUCCGGUCUCGCAGAGGAAUCAGGAGUCGCUGGACCCCAGGUCAUACCUCGAUGACUCCGCGGGACGCUGGAAACAUGCGUCUGGGUGCCUCCUCCACUCGGUCGAAAACGAGAGCGAGGGCAAGCGCAGGGGCUCGGCCUCGGGCAACUCGCGCGAGCGGUAUUGCUCCAUGACCAAGUGCGCGUCCCGGAAAGCUCUCGCUCUCGCCCUGGCCCUGGCCCGGUGCCUCGCCCAGCCUUCGCGUUUGGCCCUCACCCGGCUUCGAGUUCUCAGCCUGCUGCCCGUUGAGCGCUUGGAGAUGCUCGGGAAGCUCUUCAAUCUCGGCGCUGCCUCCGGCUCCGGGGCGAUGCCCGCACCCCAGGCCUCUGCGCAAAGACCCUUCCCACUCGAGUCGGUCCAGGAAGACAUCCACACACGGCACCUGCUCUUUCCCGAUCCGCAGGACCUGUAUGAGAACCGCGCCAACCAGCUGUACCCCUUGUCCAGCGGUGCCACGACGCCCACCGGUUCCUUGACUGCCGCCUUCGACUACAAUGCCGACACCGAGCUCGACGUCCGUGAUGUCCGCAUCAUCAUCAUGCAGGACGCCUUGAGCUCGGUCGCCGCUUCUCUCCUGUAUGACAGUCAACCUCCCCCACACGUUCCGUCCGCUUCCAUAGAUCGCCCGUCCGCCACAGCCGGCUCGUAUUCCGUCCAGGAGCCGCGCCGGGCCCCAAUCUCGCCGCGGAAGCCCAGCGUCAGUUAUUCGCAGCGCCCAGUCGUCAUCCAGCCGGGCAGCCCCAAGCUUCGGCAGGGCGCCUUCGACAGGAGGCCAUCCGUCCACAGCCGCAGCCAGGGAUUGGUCGAGAGCGAGUCGCAGCGUGCUUGGCGCGAGUACCGCGAGGAGCUUGCCACCUUUUCGAGUUGUAUAUUUGGCAACUCCGAGCUCAUGGGAUACAAGGGGACCUCGACCAAGGUUCACGUCGUGCCCUCGGACGUCCGCCAGAGCGAGACCGCCUCGGGGCUCGGCGACGGCCGUGGCUCACUGGGCCGGUCUACGAUGCGGGCAAGCCGGCUUUCGCAGUCCUUCUCGUCCGAAAACCCUCCGCCUUUUCCAGCACCGCCUUCGGCCGGCGGGGCAAGUCGGACCCACGACCGGAAGAAGGUGCUGAUAACGCGGCUGUUCCCCGUCAACCUCCCACUCGAUGGCGGCGAUGUGCCGCCUCUCCACGGGGCCAUCUCUGAGGAAAACACGGGCUACCCGUCUGCGCAGAGCGUGGAAGAAGACAAGACCCAGAAGAAGAAGUUCCAGCCGAGGCAGAAGAGGACCCCCAUGUACGCCGUGGCCCUCAUCAUUACCCUGCCCCCUUCGCCCGCGCAUUCCACGCCGGCCACCUCGCGGUCGGCUUUCAAAGGGCCCAGCUCGUAUGCCGAGCAGGACUCCUUCCCAUCAUCCUUCAGUUCCGCCCGGCGCUCCGGCUGGACGCUGGUCGGCCAAGGAGGGUACGGUGGAGCCGAUGCGCUCGAGCCGAGUUAUGGCAGCGAUAUGGAAGACCAGAUUGACGCCAUUACGCAACAUUGGGACAUCAUCAUGCGGACCUUGAGCCAUCUGCAAUCUGUCGUUGCCACUACCCUCUUCACGAUGCUCAGGCAGGCCGACCUUGCAUCACCGGACCCGCUUCCGGCCUUGUCUCUCCAGCUGGCCCGGAGCUCGACGGCAUCUGGACGGCGUGGCGACGACGCUCAGCCGCUCAAGACGCCCAAGACGAACGCGAAGCACAUCACGCUGCUUCCCAACUGCUUGCUGGAGAAUCGGACCAUUGGCUCUGAGAUUGACGCGGCCAAGACGCGCAUCGUUGCGGGCAUCCGAGCCUCUCGCGUGACCACGGGGCAGAACCGCUGGCCCAUCUGGCGCGAGGAGGCUCGCUGGGUGGCCAAGUGGGCCGGCGGGAAGGAACAGGCGUUCUUCUUCUUCAACCUGCUCACGGGAUUCCUCGCAACACAUACCGACUGGCUCCAGGCGCUGAGUCCGCCGUCGUAUCGGCGUCGCCAUCUCCUCCAGCAGCAGCAGAAAGGGAGGUCCGAGGAAGACACCCUGCUGCCCGCCCGGACGGUUCUUCUGAGCGACAACAAGAUAGCCGCACGACGGUUGGUCUUCCUGUUGUCGGCGUUCUUGCCAGCUUCGCAACAGCUGCCGACCCUCAGAGCCCACCGGCCAAGCACGCCGGCGUCGCUGGGCGCCCUGUCGCAGUCGCCCCCGUCCUUCGUCGUCCCCAUUCUCAAGGAGGAGUCCUUGCGGAGGAAGAUAAACCGCCGUACAGGCUCGCGCAUGCCGUCACACUCCCGCAACCUCAGCUUACAGACGCACAGCGCGCGAGCGGGCGCUGUGCCCCCUCCGCUAGCCCACCUGAGCAUGGAGGCCCGACACGAGAGGCGGGCUUCGGAUGCUGCUUCGAUCCGCACCAGCCAUCUGCCUAUCCGCGGGAGCGACCCAAACACGAGGAAGAGCAGUGCCGCCACGACCGCGACCAUCACCCCAGAAACCAGCAUUCCGCACUUCUCCACGGUUCACCGACCCGAGAUCUUCUCGCAAGGCCGUCCCGGGAGCAGCAACAGCGUGGCCGCGGAUGACUUGAAGCGGCUCACCAGGGAUGAGAGCCCGGGGUCUCAGAGCUCCGCGACUGGCGAGCGACGGCAGAGCUCGAGAUGGAGCGUUAUUAGCGGCCUUUGGAGCGCACGAAGGAGAGGCUCCGCGAGCAACCCCCCAGCGCCGAAUGAAGGACAGGGUGGAGGCCCUCCCGGGUCGCCUGCCAAGGCACGAAAGCCUUCUCUCACAGCCUCGCCGAAGCUCGCAUCUGCCGCCGCGACUGCCGAAAGUUCGGCGGGUGAUCGCCAGUCCGGAGAUGCGCGCGGCAACCCAGCCCCGCCGAGCCCCAAAGAUCUCCCACCUCCUCCACCCGGAGCAUCUGCAGACCCUCUGGGGCUUUCCGAGCAAGCCGAGGUCGUGCCGAAAACACAGCGGACCCCGGACCCAUCAGGAGCCUUUGAGUCCUCAGUGAAAACUUCGAUUAACAUCGAUGACGGCGUUAUCGAUGUGGAUGUUCCGCUACCCGACUUCAUCACCUCCUUCGAGAGCGCCGUGAGCUCGCCGUCUAGCAGCGGCUAUCUGUCCGCCUCGGGUUUCGGCACCGGCCUGGACGCCUUCGAGCACUCAUUCCGGUUCGCCGCCGAUGGAGACGUCCCGCUCAACGUCGCCGGCUGGCUCCAGUACUACCAUCCGGACUUCGUUUUGCAGGCGCUGCCGGCUCAGGACGGCGUCCUCGAGCAGAUCAAGGCGUCGAUGCGCGCUGAACCGACCCCGCCCCUGCUCGCCGGCGCUCAAUCGGAGGAGGACUCGAGGGAGAGAUGGGUCGAUGUCACGUCGGCCAUCGUGGCCGACACAACUACGUUCACCAUUACGCGCAUACGUUACCGUCGCCUGGUCAAAGUGAAGCAGUCCGGUGCAGCAACCCGGAACUCCCACCUUGCACCGACGACGCCGUCCUCUUCCCACACGCACAGUACCGCGCCGCCGGCCACGCAAGCGGCGGACCCGCCCUCCCCGACCGAGGUGCAGCUGCAGGAGGAAUUCAUCGAGGAGCCCAUCGUCGUGUUCGACGACGUGCUGAUCGACGCGGUAGAGCGGGUCAUCGCCGCCGCCGGCACGGACACCACCGUCAGUAAGGUCAGUUCGACCAGCUCAUCCCGGUCGACGAGCAAGCGCCGGGAGAGGGAAGGUCAUGCGCCGACAGAAAGGCGCGACAGCUUGCCGGCGACGUCCGAUGCGCGCACCUGCCCGAGCCAGGGGCAGAGCCAGGCCCAAGGCCAGGCCCAGCGGCAGAGGCCGCAUCACGAGCUGGCGGUCACGGCCGGCCCGCAGGAGGUGCCGCGGUCGCAGUGCAAGACUGUGCUGUUGUCGGCGCUGGAGGACAUCAUCCAGGAUGUGAUCGCCGAGAGGGAGGAGCUACAGCAGCAGCCGGAGGGACCGAGUGCGCAUCGCACCGAUGCGAGGGACAGGGAAAGCCCACUGCGCCAGGCGGUCAGGGGCUGGAUAGAGAGCGUGGAUUCGGGUGACGGGAACGGUUCAGUUUAAUCCGCUAGCCAUCACGAUUACUGGCAUUUCGUCGAUACCCCCAAUUUUGCUUCUUGUUUUCGUUCCAUUUUGCCUUGCUUCUAUCCGCGUUUGGGCGGACUUGAGGAGGCGCAGCGGGACACACAGUUGUUGUCUCUAGCAUGAGCAACAGCGCAGCUGCUUUUGUGGGCUUCUUUCUGCCGGCUGCAUUGCGUUGAGAGGCUAGCGUUAGCAAUAGAAUUCUUUGCAGCGG
Thermothielavioides terrestris NRRL 8126 is the source of this 4663-nucleotide messenger RNA. RefSeq lists its product as uncharacterized. Lineage: Eukaryota; Fungi; Ascomycota; Sordariomycetes; Sordariales; Chaetomiaceae. The record is from RefSeq and is a predicted model, not a curated record. The coding region runs from base 1 to 4431 and encodes 1476 amino acids. Gene Ontology annotation, cellular component: cytoplasm. The transcript has 5 exons. Gene Ontology annotation, molecular function: protein-folding chaperone binding; ATPase inhibitor activity.